AAAAAAAAGAGUAGUGGAGAAAGUUGGGUUUCGAGGGAAUUUCUGGAAGGCUGGGAGAGAGAGAAAACUGGGUGGGAAGGAAAGUAUCCAAAUGAUGCGUCUGAAUUCAUUCGUGGAUUAAUUACAGUUCCAGUGAUUGUAGAUUGGAAUCUGUUGUUCAGAGCUUCAUGGCUUUGAUCGCACCGGAUCCCAGCUGCACGCAGACCGGACUAAAGAGCAGCUCUGGCAGAAAGGAGUGCGCAGAGAAUACAGCUACAGCUUUAAAAAACACCAGCAUGCAACCACAAGACGCAGAGUUUAACACCGACGGUUUACCCAAAGCGUUCCUGCACAGCCUGCGGACUCUGUUCGAUAUUUUAGACGACGGAAAGCGAGGCUAUGUGCACAUAUCAGAGAUCGAAAGUCGGUGGCAAGGCGCGGACACGCAGGAUCUCCCCGGCGGGGUGCUGGAGAGUCUGAGGCGGGUCACUCCGCCGCACGGCUGCCUCACGUUCCAGCGCUUUGUGGCGGGACUUCGAUACUCGAUCCUCAAUCCUGACAAAGCACAUCCUUCAGCACACACUAAACAGCACUUCCAUCCCAACGGCUUCAGAGUGCGACCUCUCGGACCGAGCAACGGGACUAAUGUGCACCACAGCCGCGCGAGCGCGCUACAAAACCGCACGCGACAGCAGUAUGACGGCAGGAGCUGUGUGUACACCAGUUCGAGCAAACACUGCGCGAGCGAUUCCUCAGCGAACCCGAAUCCCAGUGCUCAGCCAUACGCAAGGAGCGGCAGGAGCCUGGAGCGCGUUCACGUGGCGCCCGAGCGCGCGCCUAACCGGGCCGAUUCGGUUCGCGUGGGGAAAAAGGUGCAGCAGCCAACGCGCGUGCAGUCAGUGGAAUCAAUCCCGGCUGAGUCUUUUCACAAGACAAGUCAGCAGCAGGGUGAACGCGUUGGUCUUCCUCGGUCACAGAGUGAGACGACUACAGGGUUCACGGCGACCAGGCGGCACAGCAGGAGCCGAGAAGAGCCGAGGCGACACACCAUCACUAACGGGGUCGACUAUGGAAUGCUAAAGCAGAUGAAGGAGCUGGAGCAGGAGAAGGACUCACUGCUGUCUGGACUGGAUGUGGUGGAGAGAGCGAGAGAGUGGUACCAGAAUCAAAUCCACAACGUGAAUGAGAGACAGAGGCUCAUCGGACAGAGUGGCCACCUCACUGAUUUUCUGACAGAAUCCAAUCAAUGUCGCCUGAAUGUCCUCCUGCCCAAACUACAGGAAGUGAACCGCUGCCUUAACGAGCUCAUCUCCUGCUCUGGAAUGUCAUUCCCCUCUCCGAGCGCACAGUCUUCUGUCCUCUCCCCCAGUGUCCCACCUGUUCCUGCUCCUCCACAGGCCAUCCAGCGACUGAAGGACCAGAACCACCUUCUCACACAGGAGGUGACGGAGAAGAGUGAACGCAUUACCCAGCUGGAGCAGGAGAAGUCGGCACUGAUUAAGCAGCUAUUUGAAGCCCGAGCUCGUAGCGCUCAUGACAACAGUGUCCUUGACUCAACCUUCAUAUGAACAGAGAGAUCAGACCACAACCACAUCCACAACCAAAUCCCACUUUUAUUUAGACAAAGGACUGCAAACACUCCCUCAGUACACCAGGGUGGGAUUUGACUGUGAGUGCUGCUUUCAUGGAAUACUGAUGAGAUUUCAUUUGACUGCAUGCAAACCUGCAAAGGUUAAAUGUCACAUAUUUCUUCACAAGCAAGAGCGACUCUAUGUUUAUGUAUGACUUAAACCACUUUUGUGUGAAUGUUGCCACAUUUGUGCACUGACAGAUCAGUGGCUUUCAGCCUGAGUUUGAACUGUAUUUUAACCUUCAAGUUUUGUUUAAUGUUUUUUUUUCUUCCUUUUUUUAUGAAUGGACCUGAAUUCUGUGGCUCAGCCUCUGAUCUUUACACACCUGAACCCACCAUAUAACCAGUCAAACAAAGAAACAUUUAGUAUUCUCACAUUAUGAACUUUUGUCUUACUGGGCCUCAUUUAUCAAACUGGCUGCGAACAAAAUUAGCUGUAAAUCGUACACACACGCAUUUACAUAAGAAAUGUGGUAUUCAUGAAAAUCCAUUUGUUCCUCCUUCAGCUGCUCCCGUUAGCGGAUCGUUGGUCCACAUAUUUGAUUUGGCAGUUUUUAUGCCAGCUGCCCUUCCCCUGCCUAACCACUAGUCCUCCAGGGACCCAUUCAUGAAAAUCCAUUUAGUUUGGAAAAAUGUUCGUAAACUGUGAGAGCUUCUGAGUUUGUGUAAAUGUAUGUUACUAAUGUAAGACUUAAAUGAUCGGCUUCAACUCGUAUAAUUGGCGUUGCGGUAGCGCAAUUUUAUAUCCGGGAUUACACAGUCAAGUUUAAAUUGCGUAUUUAUUUCAAUUGAACACACCAAUUUAUUUAACAUUGUGUGUAACUCACUUGCUUGAAAUUAAUGACAUGAAGGAAUUCAAUCCAAAACAAAUCCAAAAUUUUGUUCACAUUCUUGCCUGCUUAUCUAUGUACAUCUGGAGGAUUAAGUGACAUCCACUAGAUGCCACGUCGGAUCCAAAAAUCUAUAUCUCACUAAUGGUUUAGGAUAGUGCAUAAGUUUGUGAUUUGAGAAACUACUUAAGUUGAUUAUUCAGUUGUGGAUACAGUGUCACAUGGUGCUAUACUGCCUCCACUGUUUACCCUGGUAUUGCACCAUGUGGCAGCGUCACGCUAAUUUCUGAGGAUGUGCAGAAGUUGACACUCCAAACGGCCGCAGCAUACACGUGGCAGUCACCUUGAACACACAUAGUUAAAAGCAAAUAGAAUUGAGCCUUUAGUACACGCCGCCUUUAGGAGGCACUCUUUCAGUGUUUAGUCAUCAUUUUGUCAUUUUCGGCUUUCUGUGUGCCUUUUAUGGAAUUUUAUGUGUGUUACUUUAUGUAAAUCAAGUAUGCUGUGAACACACUUGGUAAUGGCCUACGAAAACAGUUACACACAAGAUUGAUAGAUGAGGCCCAUUGUUAGCAUGAUGAGCAUUGCAAAUAUCAGAAUUCGCUAUCUCAAGCACUGAAAAGUAAAGAUCGUAACUGGGAGAGAGAGAGUGUUCAUUGUGAUGCUCGCGCUACCGUUUAAUGAUGAACUUUAUGCUUCAUUCAUUAGGAAACUCAGCCCUAAUCAUGGACCCACAGUUUAAUCAGAUGCCAGGAUUUGUUUGGCCAUUUUAAAUAUGUUUUUAAAGUGGGUUUUGAAUGAACAAAGGAAUCAAACGUGCAAAGGUUAAAGUGUAAAACUGGAAAAAACUUUUAACUACCAAAAAAAUCCAUGGACUAGUGCAUCUUUGAGAUGUUUGUGUAUAUAGACAUUAUAUGAACCUUCUAGCUACUACUUUUGGAAUGCAAAAAUGACUCUUGAGAGCAGACAGAAUUGGUGUAGGAGUUCAUUCACACCUAGCUUAUUUGGUAUGAAACAAUUUUUCUUUUUUUCGGAACGCUCCAUCAGUCAUCUCGUGCACCAAACAACUGAACCCUGGUUUGUCAAAAAUAAGCGGUCUCACUCCUUGUCCACCUGAAUGAUGGUCCUCACCAUAUUAACCAUAAUAACAUUGUUACAUUUUCAGUAUUGGUAUUUUCAGAUCUAUAAACUUUUGAACACUAUGUAGCCAGUACAGGGUUACGUGUUCGCAACAGUACAAUCAGACAAAAUGAUGGACAUCAUCUGCUCUGCAGUCUGUGUGAUAUUUCAGCAUGCAUUAAUGUUUGUGUGAAAUUGAUAUUAACCUUAACCUACCUCUGUUAUUUCUAACACCUGUGUGCUUGCAUGGCCUGCAGAGAAACAAAUAUGGAAGUGUCUAUCAAAGCACACUUUUUCUGUAACACCAAAAAAAAAAAAAAGAAGAAAAAGAUACAAGAAGAACGAACUCCAUUGCGGACUUGCAGAUGGGUGACAAAUCGGACUGACACUAAAUUUCAUCCUUUGCACAAAUUCUUGCAUAAUAAUAUUAUUUGCACAAACACUACCCCAUGUUCUUCAUACUGUCUUCAAAAUGAACACACCUGGCAACUGGUGAUCUUGUAGGUUUGACCUGGAGUACAGGUUUAUUCGGUCCUGAAUAAGCUUUUUAGUCUAGUGUGAUUUAUCUGUAAAGACUGUAAAGUCAUCUCUUCCUUGGUGUCUGCUUUCCUGAAUGGGUUCAAGGCCUCACUGUAAACAUACAUACUGUAUUUCCCACUAGCUUCUCAUUAUCCUGCUUUUAAGAUUAGAAAUGUUAUGUUUUAGAGGAAUCAGUGUGACUCUUUUGGUAAACCUGACCCUUUUAACUCAGUCUUAAGAAGCAUAUUGAUGCUAGAACAUUCUUUUCAGAUAUGGCAGUCUCAAAGUUAAGAUGGAGAGGGAAUUUAGAGGCAUGAGGCAGGAAGGUUAUUUGCAUGUGGAAAAGACUUUGAGCAAGUGUAGCGCUUUUAAAGUGAAAGAUCCUCAAAGGAGGAAAGCGGUUUUAUUUUCUGUGUAUUCUCUGAAUGUAACGAACAACUUUAUGUGGUGUUUGGCAUGCUAGAACCAUGUAAGUUUGAAAAAUGGUUGGAAAGACCAUCACCUGUGUGAAGAACGAAUUAUGUUGGGUGGAAUAAAUAACUUCUUGAUGGAUUUAACUAACAGACUUAUGGUUCAUCAAGCGUUCUUUGGAUGGUUCAUGUCUAGAUUUCUCAAGGGGCUGUAAUUGGAGCCAUUUCUGUAGUAGGGACCCUGUGUUGUAAGAUUCAACCCUCCACUGUAAGGGUUUUACAAACAUACUUAAGAAAAUACUCUUAGAAAAAAAGGGUUUGUGGCCAGGUUCGAGCUGACAGGAAGGCUAUGGUAAAUCAAGUAACCUUUUUUAACACCCAUGGUGAGCAGAAAAGCAUUUCUGAGCACACAACGCAUCAAAUCUUGAGCCGGAUGGGCUGCAUCAGCAGAAGAGUACAUCGAAUUCCACUGUAGCCUCACAUCGAAGGUUUCAGGCUACAGUGAGGCACAGGCUCACCAAAACUGGACAGUUGAAGAGCAGAAAAAGACCAGGUGAUGUUUUUUUGAUCUUCAACUGUCAAGUUUCGGUGAGCCUGCCCCCACUGUAGCCUCAUAUUCCUGUUCUAGGCAGGAUUGGAACUUGAUGUGGUCUUCUACUGUUGUAGCCCAUCCACCUCAAGGUUUGAUGUGUUGUGCCUUCUGAGAUGCUUUUGUGCUCACCACGGUUGUAAAGAGUGGUUAUUUGAGUUAAAGUAGUCUUCCUGUCAGCUCGAACCAGUCAGACCAUUCUCCUCUGAUCUCUCUUAUCAGCAAGGUGUUUCCACCCACAGAACUGCUGCUCACUGGAUGUUUUUGCUUUUCGCACCAUUCUGUGUAAACUCUAGAGACUGUUGUGUGUGAAAAUCCCCGGAGAUCAGCAAUUUCUGAAAUACUCAAACCAGACCAUCUGACACCAACAACCAUGCCAUGGUCAAAUUGACCGAGAUCACAGUGUUUUCUCAUUCUGAUGUUUGAUGUCAACAUUAACUGAAGCGCUUGACCUGUAUCCGCAUGAUUUUAUGCAUUGUGCUGAUCAGAUAAUUGCAUGAAUGAGCGGCAGUACAGGUGUUUUUAAUUAAAUUGGCUGGUGAAUGUACAUUUGAGUAUAUUUUAAUUAAUGGUCCUUUUCUUGUGUAACCUCUAAUUAUAUUAUAUUACAUCAUUACCUUUUGACCUUGACACCUGACAUUUGACAGCUGAUACCUGACACCGGGUUGCCUUGCGUAAGAUACAAAUAUAGAUCCAAAUGAUACCUGAUAUUUGACACAUGAUACCUGAAACCUGAUGACUGAUAGCUCAUAAUGAAUCAGGACACGACACCUGAUGCCUGAAUAGAGAUAACCGAGGCUUAGUAAAUAAGACAUCAAGUAAAUAAGACAUUUAGUUUUUUUUGGCAAGAGAAAUUUAGUGCUAAAUUUAGUGAGCAGCAUGAAAAGAUUAUUUAAAAUGCUGUUUGAAUUCCUGUUUUCCCAACUACAUUCUCCUAAGAAGUUAUACUUCUUUGGAAAUGAAUCAGUUCAUUUAUGGUCAUACAUAGAUUUAGUCCAUCAUCCAAAAAUGUACAACCAAGAACAGUCCUAUGGUCAGGAACUGACAAAAGCUACAGAACAAUUUACACAAUUAAAAACAAAAUGGUAACUGGACGGAGUAGAAAAGUGUCUCACAAGCGUUGCUUGGGGUUAGGUGAGGAAUAAGACACGUGGAGGUGUGCUGUUGUAGAAAAAUAAUCACUGACAGGAUGGUGUGAUUAAGAAGAGGUCAUUUUCCUAUAACAGCACAUCCUGAAGAGUUUUGUUUCUGUUAUACUCAGCAAUUUUCCAUUGAUGAAAAACUUUGAUUUCUUAAAGAAAGACACGUCCCACUUGUUAUCUGUUUAUAGUUACUAUUAAUGAUGUGGAAUGUCCAUGAAGCAGGUUCCUGUUAUCGUUUACUGUACAACAGCUACAGUCAGUCAUUUCCUUACUAGUUAAAAGUUUGAGUUUUAGCUUAAAAGUUAAAAGUCAAAUAUUCCUGUCAAAGUCAAAUGGCUUUCAAAGCAUCUGAUUUACAUUAAAAUACAGUAGAGCCAUUUCACAAUUAUGGAUUAUAAAUAUAUACAUUCUUUACUGUAUACCUCUGUAUAUCAUGUACAUAAAAUGUGCUUAAAAGAUUUGCAUAAUUACAUAAAUAUCUGUAAAUUACUGAUUUAUUUACAUUAAAUCCAGUUAAAGGU
Messenger RNA from Pangasianodon hypophthalmus (striped catfish), 6739 nucleotides. RefSeq names its product suppressor APC domain containing 2 (gene sapcd2). The transcript has 6 exons. NCBI's taxonomy places the organism in Eukaryota, Metazoa, Chordata, Actinopteri, Siluriformes, Pangasiidae. The coding region runs from base 168 to 1547 and encodes 459 amino acids. The record is from RefSeq and is a predicted model, not a curated record.